AAGGUAAAAUUAGAGAUUAGAAACAAUAUCUUAUACAUUUUAAUGCCAAGGAAUGUGUGUCAUUGAUUCAACCUUCAGUCCCCUCAGUAGGAGCAAUGUGACACCUUUAAGGCUGUGAGAACACUGUAUUUUUAUGUGUGGGUCUUGGAUUGGGAGGGUGUCAGUGACGGAGAGAAGGGCAGAGUUACAAUGGAGAUGGUUCGGGUAUUCUGAAGACACAACUGUUGGACGUCUUGGGGGGAAGCAGUGGAUGUUGUAUUUCUGCAGAACCAAUGCUGGGGUAGCCAAUGACGGGCACUCUGCUGAAAGAAAACAGCAAUUACAAACUGCUGCACUCCGUCAGAGCGGAGGUCAUUCACUUCUACUGAGAGGAAAAGCUGUGAGCAGAUAGGAUAUGCUGCUCUGAGUCAGCAGAAUGCCUUCUGGACUGAAGAGGCUGGAUUUCAUGGUGUGCACAUAUUGGGAGUCUGUGGAAUUCUAGAAGCCAGUUGUCACUGUAUUCAUGUUAUACAGUUGACUGGGUGCGCAUGGCUGCAGCUCACACCAGUGGACUUAGCUAUUCUUACUGCACCACAACCAGCUUUGGAUUUAUGCAUCAUCAGUGCACCAAUGGAUUUCAUCUCAUCCAAAUUUUGGAACAAAUAGAUUAGUUUAUUUAGACUUUUGCUGCAUUCUGGAUAGUAUUGGUGAGCAUGAAUAUUGUCUCUUGGAAUACAUAAGACACUGAAUUGUUCCUAUUUUCAACUAUGUCUGUGCGCAGUUACUAGUUUUAAGUGCAUUCUGUAGAGGAUUACAGCUUUAUCACAAGACAUCGAAUGGUGUUAAAUCUGAGGCGGAUAAUCUACACAGAACCCUGCUGCCCUCAGAGCAAGCAGCAACUGACUUUCAUAAAUUAGUUUAUACCUGAUAAGAGCUUUGGUCCUGGGUCCAGAUGUUCCUCAACACUGUUCUCGUGGUCCUGACGGACCUGACAGCCAGGUUUCUGGGUAACACCAUGUUCCGGCAGCACUUCCACCUGUUGUUGUCAGCAGUUGUGAUGUUCGGCCCUGCACUGAACCUUUGGGUGUCUCAGCACAGUGUCUUUGCCAAGAGAACCCACUUCCUGUACAGGAUAUUCUUGCGCUCUGGUUGGGGUUGGACCUGUGUCUUUGCCGGCUCAUUCAUCUUCCUCCUUUCCUUCUCCAUCCGUCGGUCCCUAUCACUCUCCAUCCGCCACCUCUCCAGACUGGCAUUCGCUGGAGGACUGUGGCUUGGUUUCUGUAAACUCCUGGACCUCCUGGAGAACACUACAGGAAGCUGCUACAAACUUCUCCACGACGGCCCACAAGUGAUCAACGGGCAACCUCUGCUGGUGCUGCAAGAGGGGGAGAGCAAGUCAGAGUGUCUCAAGGCUGGGAUGUUGUGGAGGGGGUACGAAGUUUCAGAAGACGUCUUCCUCCUCUGUCUUUGCUGCCUGCUGCUGGCAGAGGAGAUGUCUGUGUUUGGCCCUUAUCUGAAUCUGGGUGGGGUCUCAGAUGCCCCUAUGAGGAUCCUCUUCCUGUUCUGUGUUCUCCUGCUCAGCCUGUGGAUCUUUCUGUUGCUCUGUCUCUUAGCUUAUUUCCCUCAGUUCCCUACCCAACUGAUAGGGGGUGCUCUGGGCUACCUCAGCUGGAGGGGACUGUAUCAGGGCUGGUACCGCCUGGGGCCCAGCUGGUACUGCCCUGGCAGGCCUGGUCUAGGACUGCUCAACAUCAAGACCAGUAAUUCACAGUCAGAUAAUGGACAGCCAAGCCUGAAUCACUGCAACUGAAGAACAGAAAACAUUUUAACACAAAAACUUUAAUGAAGAAAUAAAGAAAUGGACAAAGAAUACUUUUAGAAGAUGUUUGGUAAUUGUGCAGGAAACUGGGUCUUGUGAUGCAUGCCAGUGAAGCAAAUACACAUUUAGUCAUGAAGGACAGCUGUUGCCCUGUAGAGAAAGACCAGCACUGUUACUAUACCAACUCAGGCCAACACUUGACACUAAAUAAACUGACUCCAGUUCUUUCCUAUA
Messenger RNA from Mugil cephalus (flathead mullet), 2032 nucleotides. It is a transcript of the gene fitm1l, whose product is annotated as fat storage inducing transmembrane protein 1, like. Gene Ontology annotation, cellular component: endoplasmic reticulum membrane. Lineage: Eukaryota; Metazoa; Chordata; Actinopteri; Mugiliformes; Mugilidae. The transcript is spliced from 2 exons. The record is from RefSeq and is a predicted model, not a curated record. Gene Ontology annotation, biological process: lipid droplet organization; lipid storage; phospholipid biosynthetic process. The coding region runs from base 932 to 1789 and encodes 285 amino acids.